Molecule: messenger RNA, 2608 nt
Organism: Suillus subaureus
Lineage: Eukaryota; Fungi; Basidiomycota; Agaricomycetes; Boletales; Suillaceae
Exons: 4
Coding region: 155-2401 (748 amino acids)
Source: RefSeq, a predicted model, not a curated record
UUCUCUCCUGAAGGCGGCAGAAUUGCUACUGUAUCUCACAUAGCUCCAGAUGAGCAGAUGUUGCGAAUUUGGGAUGUGAAGACGGGAAAACCAGCAGCGGUCAGCCCUAUCACUGGCCAUACGGGUGGACUGCUGUCUGUGGCAUGGUUCCCCAAUGGAAAACGUCUGGUCACUGCAUCGCUCGAUAGAACAAUCCGCCUCUGGAUCUCGGAGACCGGUUGCCAAGUGGGACAUUCACUUGGUGGCGAUGCGGCCUGGAUGGCUAACUAUGUCGCUGUCUCUUCUGACGGGAAGCUCAUUGUUGCUCUUUGCGGAGAUAACUCUAUCCGACUCUGGAAUGCUAUUACGCUUGAUCAGAUUAAACUCGUGCUCCAUCAUGUUGAGCCAGUGCUCUGCGUGGCUAUUUCUGCUGAUAUCCGUUUUAUCGUUGGUGGUUGUGGCGACAAGAAAGUGUGUCUGUGGAACAUCGAAAACAUCACUCAGCAUGAACGCAACUCAAGGCCAUUGCCGACUCUUGGGCCGGAGAAUCAACAAGACUUGGCACUCGAUUCGUCGCACCCUGAAUCAGUCUCCAAUGGACCUCGUGUACCCAGAGGUACAGAGUAGUCCCGAACACACCGUAUCACAGGCUGUAAUCAUAUCCCAUGGGCCACUCCCUCUGAAGACUCCUACGACAGUCAAAGAAGAUGCAGAUCCUGUAGCUUCUCCCGCUGACCACAGCUAUUUCCGAAAGUGGUGGAGACAGCCCCUCGACUUCUGGAAUACUAGAAAGCGAUUGUCCUCUCCACAGAGAAUUACUGAAAUUGAGCCGCACUCUGACCAGACAGAAAAUAUAAGCACAACCCAAGGCCCGAGUCCUGCUCAGGAUGUUCUGGACGAGUUCAACCGCUAUGUCAUGAAUGAUAUUCCAAUUCGUCUGAUCUACCUUCCAACAAUGGAACUUGUCGGGCGAAACUUCGUGAAGACUCAUUUCCAGGAUCGCAUCAAUGAGAUUACUGAAGAUUCGAUAGCCGAAAGUCAAGCACGCUUCAAGCCGCCGUUGGCGAGAGAAAGAGUUAUCCCGACUCUUGUCCGGGGCAAAGUCGAAUAUGCCAUUCUCUCCCAUCGGUGGCUAGAUACGGGAGAGCCUUCAUACCAAGACAUGAUGGAGAAGAAGCUGUUUGGCCCUUUGAAUGUCAGACAUUCGUUGUCCAACAUAACGUCUCGGCUGAAGGAAGGCUGUCAUGCAUUGCAUAUCUCACGAAGUCCCGGUGAGAACGAAGUGCAAAGUCUUGGCUACAAAAAAUUGCAAAAGUGUUGCGAAGAGGCCAGACGUCUUGACCUGCAUUUUCUGUGGUCAGACACAUGCUGCAUUGACAAGAAUAGCAGUGCAGAGCUUGACGAGUCGAUCCGGUCGAUGUUCCGGUGGUACCGGAAUUCGUCCAUCUGCAUCACGUAUCUUGGGGGGACAACUGUCAUUGAAGACCUGAGAUUAGAGGAGUGGUUCAUGAGAGGAUGGACUUUACAAGAACUUCUGGCGCCCAGGAAGAUAAAAUUCUUCAACAAGGAUUGGCAGCGGCUGACCGAGCAAGACGACGACAAGGAAGAAGAUACCCCCUUCAUGACAGUCCUGCAAGAAGUUACUGGAAUUCCUGAAACAGAGCUCAUCGAUUUCGAGUCCGUUCCUCGGUAUAUUGAUAAGCGGAUGACUUGGGCUGCCCAGCGAAAAACUACGCGGGCAGAGGACGUUGCUUAUUCACUCAUGGGGAUAUUUGACGUCAGCCUGCAAAUCGCAUACGGAGAAGGUGGAGAGCGUGCAUUCGGGAGGCUUGUUGAAGCCAUCAUGCAAGCUGGCGGGGAUUCGUCAGUACUCAAUUGGGCAGGAGAGCCAGCCAAACAUCAUGCAUCAUUUGCUCUUCCCGCAUCGCCAGCUAGUUUUGUGGGACAUCCCGAUAUUGUCACGAUAGGUCGACUUGACCUGAUGUUGACCAGCAGGGGAUUGCGUAUUCCGUUGGUCAUUCUACCGCUUGAUAUGACUAGACCCGAAUUUGAUGGCCGGCCCAUCGAAAAUCCCAAAUUUUACUGUCCACACCAUGGUAUUGGUGAGGUUAGGAUCGACUCCAGAGGUUACAAGUUCGGUGCAAUAUUCAGACAGUACGCAUUGGGCAUAUUCCACUAUAUUCCCGCAGAAGACUCGGCGAACCCAGGUCUUCCUAAACAAGUGGCAGCUUAUCUGCUGGAAAGAAGUGAGGUGGUGGCACAGGAAACUCCCUUGGUUGGACUGUCACGACAGUAUUGCUCUUUCGAGGAUGGGUGGAGAAGGGUACCCACCGGAUUCAUUUAUUUGGAACUUCCCGGUGUACCAGAUUUUGCUUCUUUGUGGUACGUUAGUCGUGGCUGUCUGGAAACUGUCUACUUGUAGGACUUUUGCCGCAAUGGAAGCACUAUUCAGAACGUUAUAUCUAGCUCGAGCUUAGCUGUAUGUGCAUGGUACUGUUCUAUGCCUGACUCGGAACCCCUUCUAACUCGAGAUCCAUAAACUUGGACUUUCGUCUAUUAAAUAUUAUAUAUGCUCAAGAUUUCGUAUAUAAGUCAAAGAGAUAGGUCAUCGAAAGCUUAAGAAUGCUGU